AUGCCUCAAAAGUUUAGUAUCUAUGAAACAUCGUACAACUCGAGUCAUCAUGGAGCUCAACUAAAUGAUAACCUUAAAAAUCCAAUCCACAAGAAGGCACCACUUUCCGACAAGAUGACCUACACAGCUGACCACAAAGAACACCACUUGGCAAGUACUGUUGCCGAUUAUGCAAUUGAAAUGAAUGAAGAUACUGGAACCUACACCCUCAUUCAUCCACCCUCAAAAUAUCACUCCGAAGCCAAAUCAUCAUUCUCCAACAGACCUCUUGCUCCAAAUAAUGACCAAGUACAUCAAGAAAAUAAGGAACACAUCAAAAAUCUGGAACAAGACAUGAAAGUCACAAUGGCCAUGCCAAAGGAUGAUCCAGAAUCUGUAGAAAUGUUGGGUAUUUACAAAUCAACAACUCAUGCUCACUACGACAAGACCAAAGUGUUCGAUACAACCCAACCACAAACCAUUAUUUAUAGAGAUCAACAACAGAGAGGAAAAGUCAAGACAGGAUUUAAAUCGUUUACUCAUACUGAUGAUAUGAGUGCACCUAGUUCGAAAUUCCUUGUGGAAAAUUUGGAUAUUCAAGCAAAGGCUUAUCCUCAAUCAUUUGCUGCAACAACUAACCUUGGAAUGAUACCAACAACUAAGGAAGAGUACAAUCAUAUGGAUGAAAAAUUUGAGCAACAAGCCACACUUAAAAAUCGUAUGAUGAAAUCAACUUUGGAAAAGCAAAAUCAGCCAAUUAAUGAGCACUAUAUUUCUGAGCAAAAAUCUCAAUAUGCUGCCAAAGAUCCUGAACAUUACCAAGUUGAUAAGAGUUUUGUAAAACCUCAAGUAUUUAGUUAUCGUAUUGACACUGUAAAUGGAACGCCGUGUGUCAAGGCAAGUUAUACUCAACCGAUUGUACCAUCAAAUUAA
This is a messenger RNA of Naegleria gruberi, 912 nucleotides long. RefSeq lists its product as uncharacterized. Bases 1 to 912 code for a protein of 303 amino acids. The record is from RefSeq and is a predicted model, not a curated record. The transcript has a single exon. Lineage: Eukaryota; Heterolobosea; Eutetramitea; Acrasida; Naegleriidae.